AUGGAUGUUCCAAUGAUUCCACAUCUCCAAUUAUCAAAGACUGAUGGUGCAAUUCUUCCUGAUAAAGCGAUGUAUCGGAGUCUUGUUGGCAGGUUGAUGUAUUUGACCAUCACUCGUCCGGAUAUAACUUUUGCAGUGAAUAAGUUGUGCCAGUUUUCUUCUGCUCCUCGCACAUCUCAUCUCACGGCUGUGUAUCAGGUUUUACAAUACAUCAAAAGCACCAUUGGCCAGGGUGUCUUUUAUUCUGCGGACCCAGAUCUCCAACUUAAAGCUUUUGCUGAUUCUGAUUACGCAGGUUGUAGAGACAGUCGACGUUCUACUACUGGUUUUACAAUGUUCUUGGGGUCAUCUCUCAUAUCUUGGCGCUCCAAGAAGCAACAAACGAUUUCCCGCUCUUCUGCUGAAGCAGAGUAUCGUGCUUUGGCUCUUGCUUCGUGUGAGAUGAUGUGGAUUACUACCUUGCUUUCUGAUUUGAGGAUCAAGUCACCAUCUGUUCCAAUUCUCUUCUCAGACAGUACAGCAGCAAUCUAUAUCGUUACCAACCCUGUUUUUCACGAACGCACGAAACACAUAGAGGUGGAUUGCCACACUGUUCGUGAAAAACUAGACAAGGGUCUUAUCAAGCUUCUACAUGUACAUACUGAAGAUCAGGUUGCUGACAUCCUCACCAAACCUUUGCUUCCUCAUCAGCAUGAUCAUCUCAAAUCCAAGAUGAGUCUUCAUAACAUAUACGUCUCAUCUUGA
Camelina sativa (false flax) is the source of this 744-nucleotide messenger RNA. Lineage: Eukaryota; Viridiplantae; Streptophyta; Magnoliopsida; Brassicales; Brassicaceae. The record is from RefSeq and is a predicted model, not a curated record.